Planococcus citri (citrus mealybug) is the source of this 1089-nucleotide messenger RNA. Its product is annotated as endothelial lipase-like. Gene Ontology annotation, molecular function: lipase activity. Gene Ontology annotation, biological process: lipid catabolic process. NCBI's taxonomy places the organism in Eukaryota, Metazoa, Arthropoda, Insecta, Hemiptera, Pseudococcidae. The coding region runs from base 1 to 1089 and encodes 362 amino acids. The record is from RefSeq and is a predicted model, not a curated record. The transcript is spliced from 5 exons.
AUGUUUGCUUACAUUAGUAUCGUAUCAUUCGUAGCGAUUAUGGUAUGUACUAAACACGUGUUGAAAUUCAAAUUUCCUCAAAUAUUUGUGAAUUUUUAUACAUUUAGAGUUGACCAACCACCACACGAGUUAGCUGUAGUUGAACCUGACACCAUAAAAUAUGCUCCUAUCAUCCCUAACGCCGAUUUUAAAUUUGUUUUGCACGGAUUCAUGCAAUGGAAAAAUUGCCCCAUGUGGUUAGAACUUCGCGAAGGUGAAAUUUUUCAAAGAAGUGAUCUUUAUUAUACAUCAGGCAGCAAUCCAAACACAGAAUAUUUCAAACAAAAACCAUGGAAUAUAAUUUUCAUCGACUAUUCUCCUUUGGCCAGAGAUGGAUGUUAUAUAGACAGUACUUUCCCAAGCAUACCAACCGUUGGAGAAUGCGCAGCUAAUAUGAUUAAAUUUCUACUCAAAACUAGACCGGAAAUUAGAAUAGAGCAAUUUCACCUAAUCGGGUUCAGUAUGGGAGCUCAAUUGGCAGCACAAGUAGCAAUGUAUUUGAAACCUCUACGAUUACAACGAAUAACUGGAUUAGAUCCAGCUUUCCCUUUCUUCACUCCGGGUUUCGUGAAAAAAGAAAACACGCUUAAUAAAAACCACGCCAGAUUUGUCGACGUCAUUCAUUCCAAUAUGGGAAUAUUCGGGGUAUACUAUUCCGAUGCCACUUACGAUAUUUACCUCAACAAUGGAGCAUUUCAACCAGGAUGUGAUCCGUGUAAUAUAUUCAGAAAAAAUUCAAAAUUUAUAUUUAAAAUUUUUUUCAAUUUUUCAAGAGUAUUUGUUUUGUUUUGUUUUGUUCUAGUGGACCCGGCAUGUUCUCAUACGAGGGCUCCUCUAGUUUUCAACGAAUCGAUCAAUUCGCCAAAACAAUUCAUUGCUGAUAAAUGUGACUCGAAAACAGCUUGGUUGACAAUACGAAAAUGCACAGGAGAUCAUGCAGAAUACAUCGGAGUCGGCGAACACAGCAAACCUCCUCGUUCAAGCGCGGGUAAUGGAAUUUAUAAGAUGAAAACAAACGAAAAGAGGCCAUAUUAUAAACAGUCGUGGUGA